Messenger RNA from Phyllopteryx taeniolatus (common seadragon), 5686 nucleotides. RefSeq names its product centromere protein F. Gene Ontology annotation, biological process: metaphase chromosome alignment; regulation of G2/M transition of mitotic cell cycle; mitotic cell cycle. The record is from RefSeq and is a predicted model, not a curated record. Bases 261 to 4637 code for a protein of 1458 amino acids. Gene Ontology annotation, cellular component: nucleus; spindle pole; chromosome, centromeric region. The transcript is spliced from 18 exons. Gene Ontology annotation, molecular function: microtubule binding; dynein complex binding. Lineage: Eukaryota; Metazoa; Chordata; Actinopteri; Syngnathiformes; Syngnathidae.
UCGUGCCACAACCUCUCUUGUCGGCUUGUCAACGGCACGCGACGCGCCGCAUCCAUCUGCUAUUUAUCUGCUGUCUGGCGAGGGCAAACAACAACAACAACAACAACAAACAAACGGACGAUAUCAACCUCCAACUCGGGGACACGAAAGUGGGGAGUCUGUCUCGGCCGAAACGCGGCGAAGAGUGAGGCUGACUUCGGGUCGGCGCCCUUUUCUCAACUCUUACAAAGUGAAUGGCCUAAGCAGAGAGAGACACGGAGAUGAGCUGGGCCGAGGAGGACUGGACCGCGGGCCUGUCGGGACGGGUUCUGCAAAAAGUGAAGGAGCUGCAGGCCCACCAGGAGCGUCUGUCCAGAGAGAACAAGCAGAAGCAGCUGAAGCUGGACAACAUCCACGUUAGCCACAACAAGCAAAGUGUGAAGUACGAGGAUGUGCGUGGGGAGCUCCAGGCGGUGCGCAGGGAGCUCCAGAGUGUCCAGGAGGCUGCCCAGCUGGCCGAAACUGGCGGUCAGCGCCUCACCCAAGAGCUUCAGACCAAACAGGCCCAAGUGUGCUCCUUGGAGGGCCAGCUCGAUGCCGCCCGGACACUCAACAACAAGCUCACCCAGGAAGUUAAACGACUGGAGGCAGAACUAGAGAAGUUGCAGAACAGCAACAGGUCUGCAGACAACACUCCUUUCUCCACACCCUGCUGGAGUACAAGCUCACCGAAGGAACACCAUGGGAGCCGAAAGGAUGAGAGGACGGGGCAGAGAGAGGAAUCGCAGCGCUCACUACACACCCAACGGCUCCAGUUCUCAGACGCCUCCAGUCCCUCGUUGCCGCGGCAACUCAAGACCCCGCCCCGCAGCCACCCGUCCGACCAAUCGGACUCUUUCGCCGCUCCCUCGGCUGUUUUUCCGUGGGAGCGGGACGACCCCAGGCCAGCGGCCAGGAGGCCAUCUCCGUCUUCUCCCCUGACACCCGGUGCUGACCACCAGUCAAAGCAGGAGGCGCCUGAGAGGGAGAAAGAACUCUGCACACAAGCAGACACGUCGUCGUUACAAAUGAGGCAUCAUGCGGCGUCUCUGGAGGAACAGUUGAGUGUGAAGACGGAGACGCUGAAGUCACUUCAGUUUGAAAUGGCGCAGGGCAAGAAGAAGAUGGCCGCCACAGAGCUCAGCCUGCAGAGGGCGCACAACGAACUUAGCGUGGCGCACACGCGAAUCACUCAGGAGAGCGAACGGGCGUUGGGAGCUGAGCAGAGGCUCAAGCAGCUUCAAGAGGAGCUCAAGUGUCAGCGGCAGAAUGCAGAGAGCAGUCGACUGCAUCACCAACAGCGCACGAAGGAGCUGGACCAGCAACAUCAGAGGGACCUGCUGGAGCUUCAGAAGGAGAAGCAGUGCGUGGAAAAGCAGCAUCAACAGGAAGUAAAUCAACUCAACCGGGAGCUGCAGCAGGCCAGGACACUUCACAAUGCCCUGCAGGCCCAGGCGGACAAGCUGUCUCAGCAGAAGCAAGUGCUGGACAAAGAGUUGGAGUCUUUCAAGGAAAAAGUCAAAUUCACAGAAGGACAGCUGCAGGAGAGUCAGAAGAAAGAGACACAAAUACAAGCAAAACUGAAGGAGGUGACGCUCGGUGCGGAGGGCGUGGCAGUUAGUCUGGAGCAGAGCAAGAAGAGAGAGCGAGCAGUGGAGGAAGAGAUGAGCAGACUGGCAGGGGAACGAGCGGAUGCCAUUCGUCUUCUCAAAGAACUGCAAGAACAAAAAGCUGCUCCUCUACCAGAAUGCACACAGCUUGUCACGGUUUCUCCCGUCGGACAGAGUUUCUCGUCUCAAGCCUCCUCUCAUCACACUCUCUCGUCCACGUGCACCAAGCGGCCUUCUGCCCUCCGGGCUGAGCCGAGGGGGCUGAAGCAAGAGGAAGAGGUCCAGGAAAAAGCCGCUAUUUCCAUAUCUUACCCGCCUGACAGAGAGCCUGGAGAGGGCAUUGAUUCUGAGCACAUCACUGCAGACACUGAGUGUUCCCACCGACGAGGAAACUGUGAGGAGAAGGAGUCCUGCGUAUGCAACAAUGCCCCCGGUGAGGGCGAGAAUGGCACAAUAAUUCUCGAUACUCUGAAGUCUGAGCAGACGAUACACACCGAGGACCUCCAGAGGGAGAACGGCGCAUUGCGUUUGGAGCUGCGCGACGUGCGCGAAGAACUCCAGAAACGACUGGACGACCUGGAGGUUCAGCGACGCGCCGAAGCGGAGGCCAGGACGCGUCUGAAACAGCUGAGCCGUAAACACGCCUGCCAAGGGGUGGGGAAAGAGGAGCAGGACAAGCAAUGGAAGGCUGAGUUGGAGAGGGAGAAGACCGAGAACGACAGGUUGAGGAAGACUUUGGAGGAAAGAGAGGAGCAGGACAGGACGAAGCAGACACAAGACGACCGGGAGGCAGAAAUGAUGCAACUCAACUUCCAGCUGAAGAAGCAACUUGGGGAAGUGAAACUCCAACUGGCUUUAGAACGAGACGGCAGAGAGAGAGAGAAAGAGGAGCUGACUCAAAUCACCAACGUGGAGAGAGAAGGAAAGCGAGAACUGAGCAUCAAAUUGGAAGAACUUACAGCUCAGCUUGCUGAGCUGAAGAACGCUGGAGCUCAAGAGUCUCAAUGCGAGGAGAAACCGCUAACCAACGGCCCGCUGACAUACUUGCCGCUCCACGCUGACCAGCUCAAGUCCAACGUCAUGAUCUCGGAUGAAGAAGUGCCGUCACUGGAGCAGUACGCCGUCUUCUGCCAAUCUACCAACCAGCGCAACACGCUAGUUUCCCAGCAAACGACAAUGGGGCCACAACACUCACAACUGUCACAUGAGGGACAAACGGUGCCAGUGGGCUCUGAUUUGAGAGACACCUCUUCAGAACAUCUCCAGAAGGACAAGUCUGUGUCCACCAACUUCACCAAGGAGAUUGAACGACUGAGGAGACAAAAUGCACAGGAGACGGAACGUGCUAACCAGCUCCAAGUUAAACUGACUGCCCUUCAAAACCAGUUGACCAGUCAGACCAAACAGCUGACCGUGGGCUUUGAGAAGCAGAGCCAGUACAUCUCGGGACUUCUCGCUGAAGUGGAGGAGAAGGAGGGCGCCCUCCUCAGCCAGGGAGAGGAACUGCGUCGCUGCACACGAGAGCUGGACGCACUCAAGUCCGAGAGAACGAGAGAGGAGGGAACGGGAAGAAAAAAGGGAAACAUUUGCAAGGUGGAGCAUGAAGGCCAAAUGGAGGAUGUUCUUGACUCACUGGGUUCCUUAAAUCUUAAAUCUUUCACUUCAAUUGCACUUAGCUCACAAAAUGACUCGGUUCAACAAACACACGAUCCAACUGAUGUCGGUGCGACUGAUGCUGAAAAAACAAUUCCCAAUCAGGUGGACAAUUCAGCGGUAUCGACUCAUCCACAUGGCUUGGGAGGCUCUGAUAAGACUCAAAGCAUCAAUGGCUGUGCUUUGGCAAACACCGAGGCUGUGUGCGGGCCAGAUAAGGGACAAGUACUGGUGGCUGCAUCCCGACUCGCUCCCCAGCACAAGGAUCAAGUUCUCAAACGAAGUAUGACUUGCAUCCUCUCUGAAGCAAGCAAACUGGUACCAAAGCAAGAGUUGGAACGUGACGCCCUGCCGACCGCACCCAGUGUGUCACUUGACAUCACCUCAGAGACGAGAGGAAGUGCUGAUGAGAUGAUCGACUAUCUGCAGACACAGGUGGUGGCACUGCAGAGGGAGCUACAGGAGCACUCGAAGGUGGCCCAGCAGCAGGCUGAAGAGUUGGCCAUCUGGAGAUUGGCUUCUCAACCCUCCUCCAUGUUGGAUCAGGGCCUUCCCAGCCAAGGGGCGCAAUCUGAAACGCAAACGCAGCACGGCGCUAAGGACCAGAACGCAGCGCUGGUCGUCAGAAAGGAUGUGGUGUUGCUCUCUUGCGUCUCCAACAGGCUGCAAGGUCGCAUGCUCUCCGCCAGCAUGCAGCAGCCGAACCUGCCUGAGAGGAGCAUCCAACAGCCCCCGGCUGACGUAAACGAGCCAUCAGAAAAGGAAACGCAGCCUUCAGGAACAUGUUCAAGCCCACAUAAGGAGGCUGAACAUCAAAUGGGUCAGGAACAUGUCAGCAAAUCUUCCGCACAAAAUUCUGAUGGCGACUCGAGCGGCUGGAGAGCGAUCAAAGACUUGAGCGCAAGCACCAACAUGGCCAGAAGUGUCAGCACUCAAACACGGGAGCAGUUGUGCCUCGGUGGCACUGAGGCGGCCCCUGAGCGCCACUGUGUGCACACGCAGACUGACGCUGAGACCGAGAAGAAAGAGUUAGACGACGCUUCCCCUCACAUAACUAAAACUCUGCCAUCUGCGAGACCAGCGACGGGAGACAAAAUGCUCUUUUCCUCUUCCUUCCCCAUCCCGGCUGACCCGGUGCGUCUGGCAGAACGGAUACGACGAAACAGGACGCAGCUGUCUGCCGCUUUUGACGACACUGAAUAUGAACCUUACGGUCUCCCGGAAGUUGUCAUGAAAGGUUUUGCCGACAUCCCCACUGGGCCCUCGUGCCCCUACAUUGUUAGGCGGGGCUUGUUAGGGACCGUCGUCGUCCCCGUCACUCAGAAGGAGGUCAACCCGGAGGACGAGACGGAUUGAUAGGUGACCGCAGACCCCUUCCAUGGUCACACGUGCAUACAGUGGUGGAAGUGAUCGGCAGUGAAGGACAGCCUGGGCUUUUCAGGGACAUUCUGUACGCCGGUUGUCUUCCGCACAAACCUCCACUGUGCAUCUGAUGCUUUCAUCAUCGCUAUAUUAGCCACAAAUAACUUCACGGUCAUGAUUUACUGCAUGUUUAGCAAUGCACCACAGGUCGUUAAGUGAUGAUUUGUUACUGUUUCCACACCACAACUUUUUUUUUUUCCCCGCACCAAAGAGACUAUUUAUGCUUCGUUAACUGUAUGAACUUGUGGUGUGGAGCCCUGGUGUAACAGAGUUUUAUUUGUUAUUGAUAUUAUUAUUGUUUUUUUUUUUUAAGGCCAAGGGAGCCUGUUAUAAAAUGUGACAUUUCUCCCGUUUAUUUCCUCAUUCAGCUUUAUUUAUGGACAUGUGAAUGUUUUUUAGUGAAGGGCAGGUGUUUAGGUAAACGCCUUAUGUGAAAGUGUAGCGCGUGUGUGUAGGUUAGCUAUGUUUUUAAACAUGUCUCCUUGUGGAUGGUGUGUGGGUGCGCGUGUGUGUGUGGGAGUAGUAGCGGGCCGAUCGCCGGCUAACCUGCUUUCCGCUCCAUUUAUGGUGAUGUGCAGCAAGCCAGCUCUCCUCUCGCGCUUUGCUUUUGAUGUGCUUGUUGUUCCAGAAAACCAACUCUGUUUUAUUAGCACGAGCUGCUUAAUAUAAUCAGAUAAUGUUGUGUUGGAAGGGUUUAGAUUUUGUCCAAGUUUAGGGGGCUGGCCUAAAAGACUUGAACACCACCCAAGAUUCACUGCUGUAAUUGAAGUUUAAAAAAAGGGAUUUUUUUUUUCUUUUGUAUUUAGAUUUGAAAAAGUAGAUUGGACUGUUACUACACUACACACACAUUUCUCCCUUCAUCUCUGUGGCAUGCAUAGUUAUUUAUUAGCGAUUGUGAACAUGGCAUCUGUUUGUGUAUGUUGCUAACGCUUAAUGUGAACAUAUCCCUGUUGUGUCGGCUCCAAAUUAAAAGAUUCAACGUC